AUGCAAAAUAGUUAAGAACAGUUAAAUAAUUAAAAAAUGUUAAGAAAGAGUAUAUAAAAAAAUAAACCUUAAUAAAAAUGUAUCAAAAAGGAUGUGGGCAAGCCUGCAGGAAUAGAUGUAAUAAAAUUGGAAACUCCAAAAGUUUGGAGUUGUUUAAAUGUAGAAAGACAAUUAAUAGAAUAUUUCACUCAAAUUGGGAGACAUGUGUAUCUAAGUUUGGCAGGCAAAAUUAAGAAUUCACAAAAAGAUGGGCUUUCAGAUAAGGCUUUGGCUAAAUUAUAAAAAUAUUAGGCUAUUUAUUAAAACAAAUCAAUAUACUCUUAUAUAGAGCAUAUUGCUUAAAGUUUGUUUAAUUGGAAAUGCUAGAAACUUUCUGUUGUUUAUUUUUUUAGAAAUGAUCGUACCUCUUAUAAUAAAUAUCAGAAAAUAUAUUUAAUUAAUGAGAAAUGGAAUUAAAUUAUUAAGAAUAUUAAAUUCCUUUUAAAUGAGUAAUUUUAUUUUGAAUUAAUUUCUAUUUUGAAAAUGUUUGAAUCAAAUUACACAACAGAAUAAAUUUGUGAUAAAAUGAUUGAAUAAUCUAAAGAAUUAGAUUAAGUGCCUUAGAUUAUUUAAAAUUUCUUUAUACUUUUAAAUAAAGAAAAAAAAAUUGAAUAACAAAUUCAUGGAGCAAGUUGUGCAUAACUUGAAAUGUUAAAAACAAUAUAUUUAAAUUCUUUAGAUAAUCACAAAGAUUAUCUUUAAAUAAUUAUUGAAAAACUCAGAUAGAUAAUGUAUGAAAAUUGGAUACCUCAAUUUAUACAAUAAUAUGAUAAUGUUAGUCUUGAAGUUUAGAAUAAAAUCUUCAAUGAUGAAAGCAACUUCAUUUUCUAAAGUGAUAAGGAAUGA
Paramecium pentaurelia is the source of this 885-nucleotide messenger RNA. The record is from the annotation of a GenBank genome assembly. Lineage: Eukaryota; Ciliophora; Oligohymenophorea; Peniculida; Parameciidae.